ACUAAAAACUCUAAGACGACUUUAUCAAAGACAAUAAAUAAAAAUAUUUCAGUCGUUUAAUAUUGUGUCACUUCUUGUCAAAUUCAAUUGAUUGUAACCAAACGUCACCGGCAUAAAAUUAACAAGAUAUGUAAAACAUAAGAUGAUUUCACCUUAAGAAAAUGUAAAAAUACCCUGCAAUUAUUUCAUAUAACAUACCCAAGACAAAUCAUACAAUUGUAAGAUAUUAGCAGGAUGUCGCACAUGGUAAUGAUAUGUGGCGCAGAAAGCAAGAUACAGAAUCAAUCCGUUCAUCGGACUCAACACGUAAGAGAUCAUCAACACCUGAAAAGAAACGAAAUUCGACACCUGAAAGGAGCCGAAGUUCAACGCCUGAGAGAAAACGAUUCCUAACACCCGAUGGGAGAAGGAACGCCACGCCUGAAAGAAGGAGGAGAAGUAGUGAACCAUCUUUAAGCAAGAAAGUAAACCAGCCAUCAUCCUAUUCAAAAACUGCUAUUAAGCGUAGUAAUAGUCCAAAAAUCAAAGAAGAUUCACACAGAGAUAAAAGUAAAUCAAACUUAAAGGUCAAAUUGAAAAACAAAGGGCAAGGUACUCAAGAAGUGUAUCCAGUUAAUAUCGUUAAAACAAGAAAUAAGCGAAGCCUUACGGAUAACUCAAAGUUUUGGCAAACAGUUCAACCAGAUGACUAUGUCGUUGAAACCGAUAAGAGUGGAGAAACCGUUGGUCACAGUAAAUCUGAAAAAAGACGGAGAAAACCUUUGAAAGUCUUGAUAAGACGACGAGUUUGGAACAUGUCAAAACGCAACAGUCAUUGGAAACAGUUAUUAGAAGAUAACAAUAUAGAUAUUGAGAAAAUAAAUAUCGAUAAAGUUGACCUAAGUCUUAUAAAUGUGGAUGGUUUGGGGAUCGAAAAUAAAUUUUUAUGCUUUGUGUUGAUUAAUUCUGCAGAAGCAAGAUAUUGUGGUUCAGGUGAUUCGCUAAAUUCAGAUCAUGUUACACAUACAAAUCCUCCAAUCGAAACAUCAAAAUCAAAUCAAAAUGGCGGAGGUAGGAACCGCUGUUGUCCAUACGACUUCGAUAGUAGACUAUGUAAAUCAAUCGGCGAUAGAAUAUUGUGUGGUUACGACAGAAAUAUUGGUAGACCUCAUAGUGGUGAAGAGAUAAACUUAAGUCAAGGCUGCCGAAUUCGUGGCGGCAGGUUGGAAUGCGGUUACGUAAAUGGACCAUUCACCAACCCUCGUAGACCACCAGGGAACGAUGAUGAUAGCUUUAAGCCCAACGAUGACGAUGAUGAUUAUCUGACAUACACCGAAAAAGAACAAGGUCAAGAACGCUUGAUUCACUUAAAGAGUACGACUACUAUCAAAAGAAUGAAACAAGCGACAAAAUGUCUGGAGAUUCACGAUCGCAUUGUCUGCCGUAGUCUGGUAUAG
Diatraea saccharalis (sugarcane borer) is the source of this 1436-nucleotide messenger RNA. NCBI's taxonomy places the organism in Eukaryota, Metazoa, Arthropoda, Insecta, Lepidoptera, Crambidae. The record is from the annotation of a GenBank genome assembly.